GGUCCCCUCCUCCCGCGCAGCUCCUGGCUCCGGGCGGGCGGCUGUAGAGCCCCGGCGGAGGAUUCAGCCCCGAUGGAGGCUGAGGAGCCCCGACAUGGAGCACUGGCUCCCACCUCUGCCGUAGCCGAAUUCAGUGUUAUCCCUGAAGCUCUCAUGAGGAUAAGCCAGAGCCCUGCCCUGGGGCCAGAAGCUCAGGAAGGCCAGGAGCCAUCCUGUGAGUGGGCAGAGGAAUGCAGACUCUUGGAGAUGCAGCAGAGGGAUGUAAGAGAUGCCAGUGACUGUGCACCUGAGGCUCUGACCUCUUUCCCCAAGGCCGCCCCUGCGGAUGUGGAGACUGACCAGGAGAACCUUAUGAUUGAGGCCUGGGCCACUCCAGAGUGCCAGGAGGCAGUGCCCCGGAGCUUGGCAGACAGACGGGCAAGGACACCAGCUCCCCCAGAGCCCUGGGCCGGCCCUGGCUCGGCCGAACAUCAGGACACAGUCCCUGUGUCCAGCGAACUGAGUAGCCAAUUGGAGGUGGCAUUUAGACAAGCAGAAGAGAAAGAGGAAACAUCUCCAGAUGCCUCUGCUCAGGCCAGAUGUUUGUCUUCCUGUGAGGAGCACCCUGCAGGGACCACCCCGCUGCAGGACUCUGAAAGUGGGCCCAUCAGGCAGGGGCACGAGCUGCAGGAAAGUCAAUGGGAAGAAGGGCUUGUGUAUCUCCAGGAGGCUGAGGGGCUGGAGGAGCAGGGACAGGAGGAGGGCAGAGCCCUGGGAGGGGCUGUGUGUUCUAACAGGCUUCUAGGGGAGCAGGAACAGGAUGGGGAGCAGGUUGAUGGUACACAAAGGCAAAGGCAGGAGCAGAUGCAAGAUGAGAGGGUACUUGUGAAACUAGGAGAGAGGGAGGGGCUUGGUGGGGGACUGGGAGGUGUGGAUGGUGAUGAGUGGGAGGGACAGGCUCCAGGCCAGGAAGACCGGGAAGUGGGCGACCAGAUGAAGAGGGUGUCGAGGGGGCCUGACGAGAGUGGGGUGGGUGCUCAGUGCCAGGAGAAUCAAAGCUUAGUGGGGAGAUCAGUGAGUGUACCCGGAAGGCAGGAACAUCAGGGUCUGCCAGGGAAACUGAGGCUGGAGGAAGAGGAGGAGGCGGAAGAUUGGGAUGGGGAGGGGUUGGGGGGAGUGGGAGGAGAGAGCAGUGCAGAGGAGGAGGAAGAGGCUGAGGGUCCUCCCACACCUGCUCUGGUGCCCCCCGAGGUCGCCUCUCCCUGGGACUUGUUUCCCAUCUCCUGUGAUGCCCUAGCCAGGCUUCCUGGGACUCAAGCCGAGCUUAGGGCUGAGGAGCUGUCUCCCGGAGCUCUGACGCCUCCCCCGGAGCCAGUGUGGUGUUCCCACCAGCCCAGUCCUUUACCUGGCUCCUUUUCCCCUGGGGGCUCCCCUGACCCAGAAACAGCUCAGGACCUCCAGCCAGAGGGAUCCGAGCUGAGGAUGGGGGCAGCACCCAGCGGGGUCAUUGAGGUGGCCUCUGCCGGUGCACCUGAGACUUCUCCAAGGACACCAGAUUCAGCUCCUUCCUCUUCUGCUGACGUCUCCCCCAGUGCAGCCACCUCAGCGGCUGCCAGCUCCCCGAUUGCCAUCCCCAGGACCAAGGCCUCCUUCGCUGCAUAUUCUCCGGAAACCACCGGAGCUGCUUUCUCAGCCGACACCCCGUCUCCCUGCGGGGCCUCUGAGACUCUCCCUGCAGCCCUCCACGGCUUCUCCUCCGUGGAGGCCACCAUGGACUCGCGUGGCAGCUCCACCUGGGCCCCCCCUCAGAGCCCCCUCACCACGCCCGCAGGGGUCGUCCAGCACCUGCGCAGCAACUCCUUCCCCGGCUUGCACAGGACGCAGCUGGCUCCAGACCUGGACCUGGUGGAACGCUCGCUUUCCUUCUCUCAUUCAGACUUGCCCCAGAGGCCCCCCAAACCUGCCAUCUAUGGCUCUGUGGCCCCAAGAAGGGACAGGAAGAGCAGCAGGGACUGCAGCGUUAUUCUCGAAUCCCCCAUUUCACCACCCACUCCUGGGCAGGACUCUCGAGACUUCGCCUCUGAUCCGCACGGGCCCAGCAGUACCCCUAGCAGCCAGCCGUGGGGCUCCCCACAUCAUCCAGCCUUUGCCCCAGGGUCUCCUGCCUACGGCUCUUCACCGCCCCCUGUCUUUGUAGACAUGAGGCUGCAUGAACCCCCACCCCCUGCUCCCCCGGAGAAGAGGCGCGCCCACCUCUCCAUGGUGGAGAGAGACAGCCACCCUAGUGCGGUGGUCCCCACCCUAAGGCACUGUAGCUAUCCUCCCCUAAAUUUAGAGCUAUAUGGCCCCCCCAGGGGCCCACUUCCUGAAGUUCCUGACCCCCCUGUGGCAAGGCAGUACCGACCUCUGCCCUCUACCCCGGACGAUCCCCACCAUCCUCAGACCUCUUCCUCCCCCAGGCUGCGAUACAACAAGCCAUUACCCCCUACCCCUGAUGUGUUCCAGCCCCACCAUUCUCCUGUUUCUCAUAUUAGCCCGAGGAGCUACAGGCCUCUACCCCCUGUCCCUAUCAUAGAUCCCCACCCCGAACCACCCCCGUUACCCCCAAAGGCCAGGGGGAGGAACAGGAGCACUCAGGGAGCACUCAUAAAUUCAGGGGGUCAAGCCAAGCCAAGGCCUAUUGGUCCAGAGUGGGUGGUCCCCAGUCCCCACACUGCCGGACGUACCUCCUGGCCCCCAGCCAUGGGCCGACCAUCAGACUCUUUGGCGUCCACCAGUUGGAGUAAGAGUGAAGUGUCCCCUGGCAUAGCUUUCAGCAACCUGACUAGCCUUCCUAGUCCCUCUUCCCCAACCACCCCCUGGACUCCAGGGCUCCAGGGGCCCACCUCUGAGCCGGGGCUCUCAGAAGAGUCGGAGGCCCUGGCCAGGGGAUCUCUGAGAAGAACAGUCCCCCAGGAAGGAGCCAAUGGCCUGAGGAGGUUGGAUCUAGGGCGAGCAAGGCAGCCUGAAAAACCCAGCCAUCCCCACCUGGAGAAGGCGUCCAGCUGGCCCCACCGGCGGGACCCGGGGAGGCCGCCGCAGGGCAGCGGUGCACAGGCGGCCGCCCCUGGCGAGGGCUCCAGCAAGCACAAGGGCUGGCAUCGGCAAGGCCUGCGCAGACCUUCCAUCCUUCCCGAGGGCCCUUCAGAUGCAAGAGGUCCAGCCACUGAAAAGUCCCCUGGCCUUUCAGACACCAUUGUUUUUCGGGAGAAAAAGCCAAAGGAGGCAAUGGGAGGCUUCUCAAGACGCUGCUCAAAGCUCAUCAACUCCUCUCAGCUGCUUUAUCAGGAGUACAGCGAUGUGGUUCUGAACAAGGAGAUCCAAAGCCAGCAGCGGCUGGACAACCUGGCGGAGGCCCCUGGGCCCGCCUCCCCCCGGCAGCCCCGGAAGGCUCUGGUGUCCUCAGAGUCCUACCUGCAGCGCCUCUCCAUGGCCUCCAGGAGCUCCCUCUGGCAGGAGAUCCCUGUGGUGCGCAAUAGCACUGUGCUGCUCUCCAUGACCCAUGAAGACCAAAAGCUGCAGGAGGCCAAGUUCGAGCUAAUUGUGUCGGAGGCCUCCUACCUGCGCAGCCUGAACGUGGCUGUGGACCACUUCCAGCACUCAGCCCAGCUCCGUGCCAUCCUCUCUAACCAGGAGCAGCAGUGGCUCUUCUCCCGCCUCCAGGACGUGCGUGACGUCAGUGCCACGUUCCUUUCAGACCUGGAGGAGAACUUCGAGAACAACAUCUUCACCUUCCACGUGUGUGAUGUCGUCCUGAACCAUGCCUCCCACUUCCGCAGGGUGUACCUGCCUUACGUCACCAACCAGACCUACCAGGAGCGCACCUUCCAGAAUCUGCUGGCUUCCAACAGCAGUUUCCGCGAGGUCCUGGAGAAGCUGGAGAGUGACCCUGUCUGCCAGCGCCUGUCCCUCAAGUCCUUCCUGAUCCUGCCUUUCCAGCGCAUCACCCGCCUCAAACUGCUGCUCCAGAACAUUCUGAAGAGAACACAGCCUGGGUCCUCAGAGGAAGCGGAGGCCACAAAGGCGCACCACGCCCUGGAGGAGCUGAUCCGGGACUGCAACAACAAUGUCCAGAGAAUGCGCCGGACAGAGGAGCUCAUCUACCUGAGCCAGAAGUUUGAGUUCGAGUGCAAAAUCUUCCCGCUCAUUUCACAGUCACGCUGGCUGGUAAAGAGUGGAGAGCUGACUGCGCUGGAGUUCAGCGUCUCCCCGGGGCUGCGAAGGAAGCUGAACACGCGCCCGAUCCAUCUGCAUCUUUUCAACGACUGCCUGUUGCUGUCUCGGCCCCGAGAGGGCAGCCGAUUCCUGGUGUUUGACCACGCUCCCUUCUCCUCCAUCCGGGGGGAAAAGUGUGAAAUGAAGCUCCAUGGACCUCACAAAAACCUCUUCCGGCUCUUCCUGCUGCACAACACACAGGGCACCCAGGCUGAGUUCCUGUUCAGCACGGAGACUCAGAGUGAAAAGCUUCGCUGGAUCUCCGCCUUGGCCAUGCCCAGAGAGGAGCUGGACCUUCUGGAGUGUUGCGACUCCCCGCAAGUGCAGUGCCUUCGAGCCUACAAGCCCCGAGAGAACGACGAGCUGGCUCUGGAGAAGGCAGACGUGGUGAUGGUGACUCAGCAAAGCAGCGAUGGCUGGCUGGAGGGCAUGCGACUCUCAGAUGGGGAGCGAGGCUGGUUUCCUGUGCAGCAGGUGGAGUUCAUUUCCAACCCAGAGGCCCGUGCACGGAACCUGAAGGAAGCCCAGCGAGUCAAGACGGCCAAGCUACAGCUUGUGGAAAAGCAGACCUAGCUAUUCUCUGAAAGGGCUCCCUGAGCUUAAGGACAAGAUGUUCUUGGAGAGGGCUGGCCCCACAGCCCUGCAACAGAGGCCUUCUAUGGGCCAAGAGCUGGACCUUCUGAGAGCCCAAAGACAAAAUCCAGUCAUCAGUUGCUAGAUCCCUGCCUCCUGUUUUGUUCCUUGUGCUUGGUCGGGGACUCUGAGGGACUUUGCACCGGACUCUGGAAACCUAUUCUCAUAGGAAAUGGGACCAGUGGGGCCUACGCCAAAGAACUUUACUUCUACUGUAUAGUACUUAAGCAUUCUCUGCCCCCAGAGUGCAGGUUCAGUUUCUGUCGUGGCCAUAUGUUAGAAUCUGACCUCAGUCCACACUGGUUGGAGAGGUUUAAGGGGGUUAACAUGUCAGAUGGGAGCAUCAACCUGGUGACCUCUGAGGUAUCUUCCAACCCUAACGAUUUUCCAUGAUUGUUGGUAUGAGGUAGUGCAUGCAUCUCUGGGACCUGCUGAUGGCGAUGUGAGGGGGAUGCUCUCUCACGCUAAUAAACUUGGCACUACUCGAA
Molecule: messenger RNA, 5354 nt
Organism: Miniopterus natalensis
Lineage: Eukaryota; Metazoa; Chordata; Mammalia; Chiroptera; Miniopteridae
Gene: ARHGEF5
Product: Rho guanine nucleotide exchange factor 5
Biological process (GO): activation of GTPase activity; intracellular signal transduction
Cellular component (GO): nucleus; cytoplasm
Molecular function (GO): protein binding; guanyl-nucleotide exchange factor activity
Source: RefSeq, a predicted model, not a curated record